Molecule: messenger RNA, 1203 nt
Organism: Phoenix dactylifera (date palm)
Lineage: Eukaryota; Viridiplantae; Streptophyta; Magnoliopsida; Arecales; Arecaceae
Biological process (GO): regulation of alternative mRNA splicing, via spliceosome
Source: RefSeq, a predicted model, not a curated record
GAGCACCGCCCGCAUCCGAUACUGCCCGGCGACAGCCAGGAAAUGAGAAGUUGAUGCUGAGAAGAGAGCUAGGGUUUGCGGAGAGAGGAAGAGGGCGAUGAAGAAGUACGGACUCCAGCUCCGGAUUCCGCCGGGCCAGCAGAAGCCGGCGGCGACGAAGCCCACCCUCCGUCCUCCGUCGGCCUUCGGCGACGACGACGAGGACGACGUCGAGCGGGAGAUCUCUCGCCAAGCUUCUAAGAACAAAGCCCUCCAGAAGAUAGAAGAACAGCACAAGAAGGCCCUGGAGGAGGACCCUUCGGUGUUCGACUACGAUGGGGUGUACGACGAGAUGAAAGAGAAGAUCGCCCGCCCCAAAAUUCAAGAUCGCGCCGAGAGGAAGUCAAAGUACAUAGAAACACUUAUGCGAAAAGCAAAAGAACGUGAGGUUGAACAUGAAAUAACAUAUGAGAGGAAGCUGUUAAAAGAGAGAAGCAAAGAUGAUCAUCUCCAUGCAGAUAAGGAGAAGUUUGUGACAAGUGCCUAUAGAAAGAAGCUUGCAGAGCAGGCAAAAUGGUUGGAAGAAGAGAAGUUGCGCCAAAUUCGUGAGGAAAAGGAGGAUGUAACAAAGAAGAGUGACUUGAGUGACUUCUACUUUGGCCUCAACAAGAAUGUAGCCUUCGGUGCACAGUUGGAAGAGAGGGCAAAGCCUAAUAAACAAGAUCGAGCAAAUAAUAGUACCCAUGAAACUGAAGGUAGGCUAUCAGAAACUAAAGGUCUCGUGCAGUCUACUCGAGAUAGAGAGGAAGCUUCUACUCAAGAUAGUCAGCCUGAGACUUCUCGUCGCUCUGAGAACCAUUCUGAGCAAGCUGCUGUGGUAACAGCACCAGAGGUUCCUACAACACAUGCCACUACGGAAGAGGACACUAAAGCUGAUCAGGCAUUGCCUGCUCAUGCAGCAGAACACUACAAGAGAAGCGAAGAUGCACUGGCUGCAGCAAGAGAACGAUAUCUGGCCCGCAAGAGAGCAAGAGAACAAUAAUGAAUGAAGCUUGUUUGGUUUAUUUCAAAUAUAAGUUUAUCAUGUUCUUCAUAUCUUUGUAAAUUUGCAUGUUAACUCUGCUGCAGAAAUUUGUCGUGAAUCAUGUUUUGUCCUUGCUGCUCGCACGUUUCUUUGUUCUUCAAUUAUGAAAUGGCCAUUGAUUUUCAUGGGAAGUUUGAUCA